CGCCGGCCGAUCUGGGUUAGAGGCGCGCACGCGGCCCCACAGUGCACCGCACCGGCCCAGACAUGAGACACCGCCUCUACGCCGCCCUGCUUCUGAUCGCGCUCGUCUCGGGACAGCGGACCACCAGCCGGCGACGACCCGUCGGCCGGGACCCUGCCGGUCAGGCGUCUCCAAGCCGGGGGUCGUCCCUGAGGCAGGGGGCGUCCCCGCCGGCAGCGCCAGGCCGGACCACGGCGGGCGCCACCGCGGCCGGCCGCGCGCCCGGCCGCCGGGGCUCAUCCAGUCGCGUGGUGCCGGCCAGAACCACGCCCGCCCCUCAGGCGCCCACCUUCGACACAGAAUGCCCCCAGAAGGACGGCUUCUUCGCCGACGCGUUCCAGUGUGACCGGUACUACGAGUGUCAGGACUUCGUCAUCACGGAGCGGAUGUGUCCGGACGGCCUCGUCUUCAACGACUACAGCGUCUCGUUCGGUCGCUGCGACCAGCCCUUCGGUGUGAACUGCACGGGCCGGGAGGAGCUGCAAGACCCAAAGCCCACCGGUGACUGCCCGCGGCAGAACGGCUACUUCGCCGACCCGAAGCCAACGCGCUGCGGCAGCUUCGUCCACUGCGUGGACGGCACGAGCAACCGGGUCACGUGCCCGGCCGGUCUGGUGUUCUCACUGCAGACGGGCACCUGCCAGUGGCCCGAUCAAGCCGGCAGGACCGGCUGCUCCUCGGAAGAGGUGCUGGAGUUCAAGUGUCCGGGAACUGUGGACGGAAAACUGGCCAAUCCAGCGCCUGGUUUUCCCCCUCCACCCGCGCUAUACGCCGACCCCACGGACUGCCAGUUCUUC
Molecule: messenger RNA, 836 nt
Organism: Pollicipes pollicipes
Lineage: Eukaryota; Metazoa; Arthropoda; Thecostraca; Pollicipedomorpha; Pollicipedidae
Product: protein obstructor-E
Exons: 5
Cellular component (GO): extracellular region
Molecular function (GO): chitin binding
Source: RefSeq, a predicted model, not a curated record